AUGUCUUCUUCGGACUCUUUUGAUGCCAACUCUGGCAGCAUUCUUGUGGUGCUUUCAACCUUGUAUAAGAAUUAUCAAACACGAACCCCACAACGAGUUAAAUUAAUUGAUCAAUUUAUUAUUCUAUCUGUUCUUGUUGCCGUUGUUCAAUUUGUUUAUUGUCAAUUAGUAGGAACAUUUCCUUUCAAUGCCAUGCUUGCUGGAUUCUUUACAUGUAUUUGUUCAAUGGUUUUUGGAGUGAGUUUGAGAAAACAAUUAAAUCCCGAUACUUCAAAGGAAUUUAGAUCAAUAGUUGUAGAGAAGAGUAUUGCUGAUUUUGUCAUUAUUUCUGUUUUGUUAUUCUUUGUGGCUGUGAGUUAUUUGGGAUAG
Naegleria lovaniensis is the source of this 369-nucleotide messenger RNA. RefSeq lists its product as uncharacterized. The coding region runs from base 1 to 369 and encodes 122 amino acids. Gene Ontology annotation, cellular component: oligosaccharyltransferase complex; membrane. NCBI's taxonomy places the organism in Eukaryota, Heterolobosea, Eutetramitea, Acrasida, Naegleriidae. The transcript has a single exon. The record is from RefSeq and is a predicted model, not a curated record. Gene Ontology annotation, biological process: protein N-linked glycosylation.